AUGGGCACUUACGUGGGCAAGCUGGGACUCUCGCCGUCAUCCCCAGCAGAGGGGCGCACAGACUUGUCGGAGAGGCCCUUGAACGGCCGGCCAGCUCAGCCCCUUCAUCAGGUCCCCCGGGUUCAGCACGUCCAUCGUGCCCACCCUGCCCCUCGGCACAGACCUGCGAGGAGGCCGCCGAACGGGGAUCCUACCAGUCCCAACGCGUGGGUGGUCAACGAGGCUUGGAGGCGCUUUCCCAUGAACAGGUCCCGGAGCUCCAUCAUGGGGCCUCUUCCCUCAGACGGGUGGGAAAGUUACUUCAAGCGGAGUAUCUGGUCUCUUCGGCACCCCAGGGCAAUCUGGAGCCCGGUGACCAUCAGGCUCGCUCCUCGUGAGCGGACAGCGCCCCCCUCCACUGCCGCAGCAGAGGAAACGAACUCUGCAGGGUUCUCACCUUCUGAGAAGCCCCCAGACCCAUGUGCGAAGGAGACAGUGCUGAGGGCCCUCAGAGAGUGCAAGAAGGGGAAAGUGAGGUGGGAAGAACGACUGUUCCAUGAGAGCUUGGACAGUAGGAGAAGGAUUCCAGAGACCAGACCAUCUGCGUUUAAGCCUCUGACGAAAAAUGGAGUCCUCACUUCUUUUGUGCCCAGGCCUGGGCCUCUGCAGAGAAGCCUCGACUGCUGGGGCUCGGAUCACAGCUUGAAUAACAGGCCCAGCUGCUCCUCCAUGGACUCCUUGGCCAGCACACACACAGGUGGCCCCCUUAGCUCCCAAAGAAAUGCUAUUACAAGCUCUUACAGCUCUUCUAGAGAUUUCUCUGAGCCUUGGAAGAGAAGUAUUCCCAGUACAUCACUCCAGAUACCAGAGUGGCCAAUAACAAGGAAAGAACAUGGCCAUCCGUCUCACUCUCCAGUCCCACCGGUAUCAGACGAGUCCCGAGAAACAUCUGGCAGCUCUGGGCAGCAAAAUCAGAUUCCCCUGCUUCUAUCAAGCCCUGGCAGCCUGCUGUCCCUGACUCCACCUCCUCAGCUUGGUUAUGCAGUUCCUGAAGACCUGGCCUUAGGGAAGAAAGCUGGACUCCAACGGAGCAACAAAGCCAGAGAGGAUACGACUGAGGUCACCACAGACUCUGUCCCUGACACUUGGUCUGCUCUUCAGCCUUCCCUGUCCCAGGGCGCUGAUCCUCCGCUGGAAAGCUUACAUAAAAUGCAGAAGUCUCCAAGUCCACUGGCCUUCCCACAACCUACCGGAGAGGCAAUCAGUGUGGCCCACUCGCCUCUGAAGACAGCGAGCCUGCUGGCCCCACGUGGGUGCUCACAGUCAGAGCCCCUUUCAGGCACCUCUUCAGACUCAAAACCCACAACUACUUUCAUCCUUCUGACCCUUGUUCCCACAUCACCAGUCACUGACACCACGUGGCCACCUUCAACGUCUCAGGCUGCCAUACCCCGAGACUCACCUGCCAUUAUCCCAGCAGCACCCACUAUGCAAAGCACUUUGUUUGGAUUGAUGAGCAGCCCAGGUCCCCAUCUUUCUGCAUCUACACCUCCUGUUGCAACUUCUGCUGAACGCUUGUCAAAACGCAUUUUGGGGCUCCCAGCCAAUAGUGAGAUAGGAGGCUCC
This is a messenger RNA of Balaenoptera musculus (blue whale), 1605 nucleotides long. Its product is annotated as POM121-like protein 2. The record is from RefSeq and is a predicted model, not a curated record. Gene Ontology annotation, biological process: protein import into nucleus; RNA export from nucleus. Gene Ontology annotation, molecular function: structural constituent of nuclear pore. Gene Ontology annotation, cellular component: nuclear pore. Lineage: Eukaryota; Metazoa; Chordata; Mammalia; Artiodactyla; Balaenopteridae.